This is a messenger RNA of Rhopilema esculentum, 3487 nucleotides long. RefSeq lists its product as uncharacterized. Gene Ontology annotation, molecular function: molecular adaptor activity. Gene Ontology annotation, cellular component: cytosol. The record is from RefSeq and is a predicted model, not a curated record. Gene Ontology annotation, biological process: positive regulation of apoptotic process; hippo signaling; apoptotic process. NCBI's taxonomy places the organism in Eukaryota, Metazoa, Cnidaria, Scyphozoa, Rhizostomeae, Rhizostomatidae.
GGUAACUGUGUGGAUCAUCCUAUAAAUUACAACUUUUCACGACAGAUGAUUUUUUAGAACAUAGCCUAUCCUUCGAAAAGUUGACUGCUUUCACCGCUAGCGAGGCGAAAGUUUUCCCCGGCCUCUUAUCCAAUUUUCAAUAGAAGUUAUUGUACUUGUCGCCUCGUCGCCACCACAUUCGGCGGUGCAACAAGAAAACAUUGGAUAUGAAAGAAACUGUAAUCGUAUUAAAAAAAUUCCGCAAAGAGAUGUGAUUGACAAAACCAUGAAAAGAAUUCAAUCCUUCUAUAAGUCAAGAAAGAAUUCACAAUUUGAAAGGAUUUUACGAAUCCGUUAUAGAUGAAAAGUUUGCGUAGGCCAUAUUUCUAUUGAUAAAUGGCAACAUAUUUUUGCUUUGGUCCUUAGAGGGUUAAGUAUUGAAAUAUCUGACUAUAUUUUUAUCUGCUGCACAAGGAGAUGUUUCGAAAGAAAGAACAGCCAGAACUAGCACAAACAUAUAUUCUUAAUGGCAGAUAUGUGAAAGUUGAGCCAAGCAAGAGAGGUGGUUAUGUUGAGUACAGUCGUGAUCAAGGCUAUAUUCAAGGCAUACAGUCAGCUUUGCCAGUUCGAGGCAUAUCCGAAAGUGACAUCUCGGAGUCGUAUCUAACUGACCGCGAUGAGCAGGAAAUAAACCAGAAAAAACUUGAUGCAGAUAAAUUAAACAAAUCAAGUCGUAGAAAAAUUCCAUUUCUUCAGAAGAAAAAGAAACCACCAUCACAGAGCUCCACUACUGAACAAAGAAAUUUAGGCGAUAUUGUUGGUACCGAUGUGGAUGGUGAUGACGACGAUGAUGAUAUAAGCGAUAUUACUACUUAUGACGAAGGAAUUCCUGUUGUUUACGAAGGGCUGAAAAAGAACGGUCUGCAUCACUUAGGUGUAAAUCAGCCUGUAAAGAGACUGGACUUAGAUCAACAGUACGCAGAAGAAGCGCAGAUUUUCGAGCGAAUGAACUAUAUUAUUGAUAAUUAUCGGCAGCCUCCUGCGUAUCCUGGUAGUCCAAACAUCGACAGUUCAGAGAAAUCUAUGAUUCAACAGCUACUUCAGGAAAAAGCAAGUAAACAGAUAAAGGACAAUGCUAGUAUGAUAAAUUACUGUCAGGUUGAUGCCCCAAAAGAGUUGUCAAUGGAGGACCUAACUAAAAUCCUGCAAGCAUCUCAUGAAGGAGCUCUAGACAGACCUGUCGGUUCCAAGCUUUCUGAUAAUAUAACUGAUGGCUCUCCUGCAACGUCGUACAAGGUUCCUACAACAGGCUCUGUCAACUCAGCUGUUCCUGAACCAGUUAAUAUUCGAAAAGUAGACCAGCUUGUGAUGCGAACUUUACGUAGCCCGCGCACACCCGAGGGAGUACGUACAAACCCUGGUUCAAGCGGCAGUGCAGGAGCAGGAUCUCCUGAUCCCUUGCAAGUGUUUGAAUUUCGAAACGCGAGACCAACCGCAAAAAUUGUUAGUGAGAUCUACCCAAGAGACUAUGAUCCAGAUUACGACGAUUCAGCAGAUGAAUUGGAACGAGGCCAAGAAAUUAAUACCGACAAAAUAGAUGAAAUUUUGCCUGGAAAAGAGGCCGACCUUACAUCAACUUUAAAUGCUUCCUGUAGAGUAGAAGAAAAAUCGACUGUUAGACAAAACUAUGUUGUUGAUGUAAUGCCAAGUUAUCGAGGUAUUGAAAGGCCGGAAGACAUGGCAGUGAAACCAUAUGUAAUGCCACCAGAUUACGACGCGCAUCCUGAAAGAGACUAUGAUCUUGGUGAAGGGGAUGGUUAUGAUCUCCAUGCAGAGAACUUCAACACACAGAUUCAAAGUGAAAGUUCCUUAAUGCAUUUCCGAGAACAGUCAGAAACCUUUGUACCCCCGAGUCCUUAUAUGUAUGCAGAAAUACCAGAAUGGCUUCAGGUAUACGCCAAGGCAUCUCCUAAGCUUGAUGAAUACCUAAAAUGGGACAUGUUUCGUCUUCCUGAGCUUGACUGUUGGCAAACCAUGCUAAAGCGUCUAUAUAUGAAAGAACUAGAGCAAGUUGUCUUCUGGUUUGAAGAGUAUCGCCAAGCCAUGCAGCAAGAAAUGGAGAAGAGAGAAAAGGAAAUGGGCAUCUUGAGAGUGAAGAUGCCAGUUUUAGACAACAGAAUGAAGAAGACUGAUGUUUGAUUUCUCAAAGGUGUAUUUUUUAUACAAACCAUUGUUUUGCAACGUUCGUUGAGAAUUGGUUCAGGCUGACUGGGCCGACAAAUUGGGGCUGUGGGGGGUGGUAGAUAAUCAACGACCUGCAACUUUAUAGAGGUCUUGGCUAUUUGUUAUGCAUGAAUUUUCACGCGAUUUUGGCAAACGUGAGCAAUGCUAAAUGCUUUUGUUAUCACUGAAAAAUUGAUAUCAAGAAAAGCGAAUUCUUGAUAAAGAAAAGAAAUAAACAGAAAAGGAGAGCAAAAAGCUGUCGUAUUCUACAGAUGGAAUAUGCGAGAACUGGGAUAUAGACUUGCAAGCAAGAUAUAUCAGUGUUUAAAAUAGUAGUAGUUGCAUUGGGGUGAUUGGCGCCUCCUUUUCUCUAGAACCCCCUUUCUUUCCGAUGAUUUAGACCUCUAACCCCAGGUCAACACGGCGUAUAGAAUGGGUAUUUAUUUUUUAGAUGAGAGUAUAUCAUAGGCAUUCGAUGUCGAUUUCAUAUGAAUUUUAGCUCGCAAGGUUGUAAUUAGAGUAUUUUGACCUUCUUUUCGUAGCACGAGUUAAUUUUCGUGGAUUUCCUAAACAUUCUCUUUCUAGUAAUAAACAAGGCAAAUUUCAUUAUUUUAUCCAGUAAAAGCAAGCGAAAGUAACUUACUGACAUAAUGGCUUGCUGGGGUGCAUUCUUUUGAUCGGCACAUGAAAAAUUCUAUCACCAGAUACCAACUCUAGAUAUGCGCUGAUUACGUUUUUAGUUAGUGAGUUCAAUUUUUGGCAUAUUCAUAUUGUAUUGCAAUACCGGGGUUUAGCUAAACAACAAAGCUAAAAGAAGAGGCGAAUAAAGAUAAUUCACAUUACUUAAACGGUAGAAAACGGAGCUGGAGUUUUCGAAGGGUUAGAAAUGUAUUCUACUACUCGUUCCCAAAGUUGAUUUCCAUUCAGUAUCAGUCUCCAGUGCUUUCCUUCUCAUAUUCCUUCUAGCAUUAACGUAUCCCCCUUUCUAUUUGAAUUUAAGCCUCUACUUAAAGAGACUAUUUAUAUUACUGUGUUUCACCUAAAAAUUUUAUAUUUGGAGCAUAUUUUAUUUUUGUAUUGUGUUCCUGAAUUUACAUAAUCAGUAUUUUAGUGUAAAUAUCUUAAUUUUUUAGUUUCUAAUCUAUAAUCAAAGAAGAAUGAUGUAUAAGCUAGUUUAAGUUGAAUAUUGAUUUUCUAGCCAAUUAUAAUCCCUAAAUGUAAUAAAAUUGCAAAGACAUAUGCUGCAUUCAAUUUGUGUUGCACUCAGUAUUUCUUGUUUAUAAAG